Molecule: messenger RNA, 3138 nt
Organism: Macrosteles quadrilineatus (aster leafhopper)
Lineage: Eukaryota; Metazoa; Arthropoda; Insecta; Hemiptera; Cicadellidae
Product: peroxidase-like
Exons: 13
Coding region: 44-3064 (1006 amino acids)
Biological process (GO): response to oxidative stress
Molecular function (GO): heme binding; peroxidase activity
Source: RefSeq, a predicted model, not a curated record
CAGUCCCAGUGUUCAGUGUUCAGUGUACACUCGCACAGACACCAUGCGACACCUACACGCACUGCUGUCACUACUGCUGACCGGCGCCAGCAUGCUGAACGCUGCUGAGGUAUUCCGCACAGAAUUGUUCCCCGAGCAACUGGAGCAGCAGCAGAUACAGUUCCAGCAAAUCUCACUGCAGCAACAAAUCCAGAACUUACAACGACUGGUGCAAGUAGCGACUACCACUGACGAGCGUCAGGACUUACAGAGGCGACAGAACGGCAUAGACUCCCAGAUGCGACAGAUGCAGCGCCGACUGCUGACGCUGCAGCAGAAGAUACAAGAGCGACUGGGAGGUGGAGUGGCGUUCGUGACACAGCCAGACAUAGACCUGCAGAGUGAAGGGGACGGUGUGGAGGUGAGGAUACUAAACAGGUUGGAUAACCCUCCUGUAGCGGGGGUGCCUGAUGAGAGGCAACAACAGUUCCAACAACAACAACCUAAUUUCCAACAGCAGCAACCUAACUUCCAACAGCAGCGACCAACGUUUCAACAACAACAACCUAACUUCCAACAGCAGCAACCUAAUUUCCAACAACAGCAACCUAACUCCCAACAGCAGCAACCUAACUUCCAACAACAGCAACCUAACUUCCAACAGCAGCAACCUAACUUCCAACAACAGCAACCUAACUUCCAACAGCAGCAACCUAACUUCCAACAACAGCAACCUAACUUCCAACAACAGCGACCCACAACACAGUUCCAGCAGCCCCAAACACCGACCCAACCUCCCUCGUCUGACGAAGCUAUCAUACCCUGCUCUACCCUGUCAGGAGAGGCAGGCAAUUGCAGACCGCUGAUCAAGUGCCUGAGUUUCUAUGCAGAGUUGCCGGAGCUGAAGAAGCAGCCCUGUCAACUGGGCGAGGGUGGUCUGGGAGUAUGCUGCCCCCGCAGGUCCAGACCAACAGGAGGUCCCAGCAAGAACAGCGGUGUGCUGCAUGCUCCACCACCUCCGCCAGUGGUCAUCCCUCCCUUCACCCCCCAGCAGCUCGACCAUGCAGCACAGACUGCGCUGCAGCGGAUCCAGGAGAGGGUCAACUUCAUUAUCCAGCUGUUCAACAACCGUGUGGUGGUCAAGCCGGGGUCGCCGGCCGCCGCUCAUCAGGAGUUCUUCCCUGUCACCAACGCCACGCUCCAGAGGGGAGAGACGGCGCAGAAGAACGUUGAGGCCAGCGUAGACCUUGUACAAGAAUUCAACCUGUCCCCUGACCAAGGCAAGUUCGCGUUGCCGACGUUCAGCGUGUUGAACACAGUGAUCGCCGACUCCUGUCCCCGGCCCUCGUCCUGCGUGGCGGGCAAGUACCGCAGCGCUGACGGCUCUUGCAACAACCUCCGCCAUGAUCAGUGGGGCCGCGGGGGCGUCGCCCUGCAGCGCAUACUGCCACCCAAGUAUGAUGAUGGAGUGAAUGCACCCAGGUCACAGACCAGUAACGGCCAAGAGUUGCCGAGUGCUCGUCUUGUCUCCACCUCUGUAGCCCAGGACAAGGAUGACCCUUCAGGCAACUACACUCUCAUGGUGAUGCAGUGGGGACAGUUCCUGGACCAUGACCUCACCCACACACCCAUCAACUUUGGUCAGUCGGGUGCUGGAAUCUCCUGUUGUAGAGAAGGAGUGCCUCUAGAACCGAGCCUGAGACACCCAGACUGCUUCCAUAUCGACUUGCCUCGGACAGACAAGAUAUUCUCCCCCUUCGGAGAGCGAUGCAUGGAGUUUGUACGGUCCCUUCCAGCCCCCAGACCUGAAUGCAACUUUGGUCCUAGAGAGCAGAUGAAUCAGAUCACAGGGUACCUAGAUGGUUCCAACAUCUACGGAUCAACAAUAGAUGCUCAGCGUUCCCUGCGGGAAUUCCGCGGAGGACGAUUGCGUGUGCAGAACCUUGGACGCAAGGGGAUGUUACCAGCAAACAGUAACGAGUGUCAGAGUCCAGACCAGAGGCGAUCCUGCUUUCUAGCUGGGGACGGCCGAGUCAACGAGCAGGUGAACCUCGCUCUGACUCACACGGUGUGGAUGAGAGAGCACAACAGAGUCGCGGCGGAGCUCGCCAGGCUUCACCCGGACUGGAGUGACGAGGCGUUGUUCCAGGAGACUCGCAGGAUAGUGGUGGCCGAGAUACAGCACAUCACAUACAACGAGUUCCUGCCAAUCAUACUGGGAAGAACUUAUAUGGACAAAUUCCAACUUUCUCCAAAAGAAAGUGGAUGGACCAAAUUGUAUGAUCCUGAACUAAAUGGAGGGAUUACAAAUGUAUUUGCAACUGCAGCCUUCAGAUUUGGACACAGUCUUAUACAAGGGCACAUGCAUGGUUACGGUAAAUUUGGCAACAUCAGGGAGAACUUGCAGCUAAGCAAGCAGCAUUUCAUUCCUUUUGUACUGUACAAUGAAGGAGCAGUUGACGACAUGAUCAGAGGGUUGGCUUCCCAGAGUGCUCAGAAGUUUGACAGAUUCUUCACAAAUGAGGUCACGGAUCACUUAUUCCAAGGAGACCUGGACCUGGGUCUAGACCUGUUUGCACUCAACAUCCAGCGAGGCAGAGACCAUGGUCUGCCUCCCUACAACGACUGGCGAGAGGUCUGUGGCAUGCCCAAGGCUAGGAGCUGGCAGGACCUAGUAGACGUCAUGGACCCUCAGAGCAUCAACAGGCUGGCUGCAGUGUAUCCAUCUGUAGAUGAGGUGGAUUUGUUUGCUGGAGCCGUAGCAGAGAGGCCAGUAGAAGGAGCUAUGCUUGGACCUACUUUUGUCUGCUUGGUUGGAGAUCAAUUCUCCAGGCUUCGAAGAGGUGACAGAUUCUUUUAUGAAGAGGCUAACCAACCAUCGUCUUUCACACAAGCACAACUAGAGCAACUUAGGAAGGCCAGUUUAGCCAGGAUCCUCUGCGACAACUCAGACAACAUUGCUCUAAUACAACCUUUAGCCUUUGUUCAGCCAUCUUUCUUGAACCAGAGAGUGGCUUGCUCCAGUGAUGUAGAGGUGCCCAGAGUCGAGCUUCAUCCCUGGACUCAGGAGCGACCAGCUGUCUGACGAACCAAGACUGGAACACUUAGUGAUCACCUCAUUGUAAUAUUUAUUGUCUACAAAAAACAACUCUGUGUAAA